GUAAACGAUACGAUUCAACUGGAAAUUGCCACAUCAAAGAUUCUGGAUUACAUCAAGUUCGAAUCGGGAAAUCUCUGCCAGAUAACUGGAGGCAGAAAUUUGGGACGCGUGGGAACGGUGGUUAACAGAGAAAGACAUCCGGGAUCGUUUGAUAUUGUUCAUAUCAAAGAUGCCAAUGAACACGUAUUUGCCACCAGAUUAAACAACGUUUUUAUAAUUGGCAAAGGAAGCAAAGCCUUCGCCUCCCUGCCCAGAGGAAAGGGAGUCAAACUGUCCAUUGCCGAAGAGAGGGAUAAACGACUGGCGUCAAAAACGCAUUAAAAGGACUCGAAUAGGUAUUAAGAAUGUACAUAAGCACAAGUAAAAAAUAGAUUUUAAUUUUUUCCGCUCG
Molecule: messenger RNA, 391 nt
Organism: Dendroctonus ponderosae (mountain pine beetle)
Lineage: Eukaryota; Metazoa; Arthropoda; Insecta; Coleoptera; Curculionidae
Product: 40S ribosomal protein S4
Biological process (GO): translation
Cellular component (GO): ribosome; cytosolic small ribosomal subunit
Molecular function (GO): structural constituent of ribosome; RNA binding
Source: RefSeq, a predicted model, not a curated record